Molecule: messenger RNA, 1734 nt
Organism: Colletotrichum chrysophilum
Lineage: Eukaryota; Fungi; Ascomycota; Sordariomycetes; Glomerellales; Glomerellaceae
Exons: 2
Coding region: 1-1734 (577 amino acids)
Biological process (GO): DNA-templated transcription; positive regulation of transcription from RNA polymerase II promoter by galactose
Cellular component (GO): nucleus
Molecular function (GO): zinc ion binding; DNA-binding transcription factor activity, RNA polymerase II-specific; RNA polymerase II cis-regulatory region sequence-specific DNA binding
Source: RefSeq, a predicted model, not a curated record
AUGCCGGGGCGAAACGCUGAGUGGGAUGAGGAACGCCGUGGCCGCGACCCCAUUCCCAUUGAAGCCGACGACAUCAACGCACUCUCCCUAUCUGUGGAUCGGCAAUCAUCCUACCUGGGCGCCUCGUCAAUCAAGGCAGCCCUAAUGUGUUUGCUCAAAGUUCAGCCCGCGCUGCGAAAUUCUCUCACCACCCCGCUCCACAGCGUCGAAGUCACCCACAACUUCCCGACUACGCGAGUAAGGGGCACCAUAUCCAAGGACACUCAACGCAUCCCCUGGUCGUGGAAAGGACAGACCCUCAUUGAUGCCUACUUCAAGCGCAUCCAUGUUUUCGUCCCCAUGCUGGAUGAAGCCUCGUUCCGUGCUGACUACCUCGAAGGCCAGCGAUUUGACGCACCAUGGCUGGCUCUGCUCAAUAUGGUUUUUGCCAUGGGCAGUGUCGUGGCCAUGAAGUCGGACGAUUACAAUCACAUCAACUAUUACAACAGGGCCAUGGAGUAUCUUCCAGUAGAUGCCUUUGGAAGUAGCCACAUUGAGAGCGUUCAGGCCUUGGCUCUAAUUGGCGGUUACUAUCUUCACUAUAUCAACAGGCCCAACAUGGCAAACGCUGUUCUUGGUGCGGCAAUUAGAAUGGCGAGUGCUCUUGGCCUUCAUCGCGAGAGCCUGGCGCAGGGAUCCAGUGACAUUGCUGCUGCCGAAACCCGGCGCCGUACAUGGUGGAGCUUGUUCUGUCUUGACACUUGGGCUACCACUACGAUGGGCCGGCCAUCAUUUGGCCGUUGGGGGCCCGCGAUCAACAUUCGGCCGCCGGAGUUUGGAAUCAACCAAGCCCGAGACUCUGCUCAGCACGCCGGUAUUCUGCCCCUGAUCGAGAACAUCAAGUUCUGCAAGAUAGCCACUCAGAUACAAGACAUGUUGGCAACAUCUCCUUUGCUGCGGGAAGAAGAUCGCUGCAAUCUGGAUGGUCAGCUGGUCAACUGGUAUGGCAAUCUGCCAUGGUUGUUGAGGACGACCGAUCCCUGUGCAGAGCCACUGUACAUGGCCAGGUGUAUUAUGAAGUGGCGCUAUCAAAACCUCCGCAUGCUUCUCCAUCGACCAGUCCUGCUCAGCAUUGCCAGCAGCGUCGCUUCCUCCCAAGUCGCAGAGCAAGAUGUUGACGCUGUUGAGACGUGCCGUGAGCUCGCCAAGCAGACGAUCGAGGACAUUGCGCGAGAAUGGACUCGGAAUCAAAUGUCCGGAUGGAACGCUGUAUGGUUCCUCUACCAGGCUGCUAUGAUACCACUUGUGAGUGUGUUCUGGCAGUGGAAUAGCCCACGCGUUCCCGAGUGGCACCAGCAGAUCGAGACGAUCUUGGAUCUUCUCGAGGCUAUGGAGGACUGGUCCCUGGCAGCACGCCGAAGCCGAGAGGUGGUGUGGCGAAUGUAUGAUGCGUCUAGACAACCCUCAAUGCGGUCAGAAAGCCCCUUGCAAGCUAUUGGAGAUGAGCAGGGCUUACUGAUGACCGAGACGGAGCUGCACAUGUCACCCAUCGGACUGGAGCCGGAGGGGAUGGGCAUAAUGGGCAUGCUUGACCAGCAUGGUCUCUGGGACCUAGACGGUAUGUAUUGGGGUCACAGUCCUGAUCAGGGCGUGGAAUUUGCCCCAUACCAUGUCAAUGAGCAGAUGAUGAGCAUGGAGUACGGCAUGAUAGGUGGCCAGGCCGCGCCGAUGGAUAGCAACUUCUUCGGCCCCUAA